This is a messenger RNA of Sordaria macrospora k-hell, 378 nucleotides long. RefSeq lists its product as uncharacterized. The record is from RefSeq and is a predicted model, not a curated record. Lineage: Eukaryota; Fungi; Ascomycota; Sordariomycetes; Sordariales; Sordariaceae.
AUGCAACUCACCACCAUCCUCACCACCCUCCUCGCCACCGUGGCCAUCGCCGCCCCGGCCCCCGCUCCCGAAGCCAUCGCCGAACCUGCCCCCAUCCUCGAAGCCCGCGCCCAAGACCUCAUCGACCUCUGGAAGAACAAGAACUUCCUGGACCUCAAGUUCACGGGCUCCGCCAACGUCGGCGACUGCAAGAACCUUCCCUCCAACUUCAACGACAUUUCCUCCUCUGGCAAGGCCAAGGCCGGGUUCCGCUGCACGAUUUGGGUCGAUAAGGAUUGCAAGGGCACUGGGUUCUCAUUCAACCAGAACCCGGGCAGUGCAAGCUUCCCGGAUUGGAUUAAUGAUAAGGCUAGCUCUUGGAAGUGUGUUAAGGCUUAG